This is a messenger RNA of Cloeon dipterum, 4169 nucleotides long. Its product is annotated as SRSF protein kinase 3-like. The transcript is spliced from 7 exons. The record is from RefSeq and is a predicted model, not a curated record. Gene Ontology annotation, cellular component: cytoplasm; nucleus. Gene Ontology annotation, biological process: peptidyl-serine phosphorylation; regulation of mRNA processing; spliceosomal complex assembly. Gene Ontology annotation, molecular function: protein serine/threonine kinase activity; ATP binding. The coding region runs from base 92 to 1993 and encodes 633 amino acids. NCBI's taxonomy places the organism in Eukaryota, Metazoa, Arthropoda, Insecta, Ephemeroptera, Baetidae.
GUGGAAGCUUCCUUCUCUCCCGGCAGCCAUGAUGAAUUUCUAGAAGUGUUUCGCAUGCGAUUUUGUUGUUUUCCAUUAAUUUCUCUCGAAAAUGAGUAGCAAAAACGACAUUAAUCGACGCGUGGCCGCCAUACAAGCCAAGAAGAAGCGCCAUCGAAAUGGAAAGGCUGGUAAGGGCGGUGGGAAAAACCGGCCGAACGAAGAAAACAACACAAGCAGCAGGCACAAAGUCGGUGGUGGAAUGAAUCUAAACAACAGGGGCCGCGAAUCGCUGAUGGAAGAGGAGGAGGAGUGCGAGGAAAUCUUGGGUUCCGACGACGACGAGCAGGAGGACCCGAAGGACUACGUCAAGGGCGGUUACCAUCCAGUCAAAAUCGGUGACCUCUUCCACCAACGGUACCAUGUGGUGCGCAAGUUGGGCUGGGGCCACUUCAGUACGGUCUGGCUGUGCUGGGACAUGCAAGCGAAGCGUUUCGUCGCGCUCAAAGUGGUCAAGAGCGCGUCGCACUACACGGAAACAGCGUUAGACGAGAUCAAACUGCUCAAGUGCGUGCGCGAGGCCGAUCCGAGCGACACGAAACGCGAGAAAACGGUCGCCUUGCUGGACGAUUUCAAAAUCACCGGUGUGAACGGGACACACGUGUGCAUGGUGUUUGAGGUGUUGGGCGUGAACUUGUUGAAACUGAUCAUUCGCAGCAAUUACCAAGGCAUUCCGCUGAGCAACGUGAGGACCAUCAUUCGACAAGUGCUCCUCGGGCUGGAUUACUUGCACGCCAAGUGCAAGAUAAUCCACACAGACAUCAAGCCCGAGAACAUUCUGCUCUGCGUCAGCGAGAACUACGUGCGGAAGCUGGCCGCCGAGGCGGCAAACUGGAGUAAGGCAGGCGUCAAGCUACCCGGCUCAGCGGUCAGCACGGCGCCCAAAGAGCUGCAGAAUCCGGACCUGACCAAGAUGACCCGCAACAAAAAGAAGAAAAUGAAGCGCAAAGCCAAGAAGCACGCACAACUGCUCGAGCAGCAAAUGCAGCAGCUUGAGGAGCUCGAGGUCAAGGGAGGUAACGUUUCCGACGACAAUAGUGACAUGGACGCUCAGGAGGCUGGGCAAGAGAACAAUGUAGUCUCAAGUCCUGAAGAGUCCACAGUUGAAUCUCCAAAGCAGGAGUUGAAGUCCAUUAGCAAAACUAAACUGGAAAAUAGGAAAAGCUUUGCAGAAAUGCCUCACGCUGAAAUUAAGCCUGCUGGAACUGACGAGCUGCUGGACAACGGAACUCAGGACCAGGCGCUUAACAACGAGGGAGGAAAUACUAUUCCAGUCAUUAACGAGGUGGAUAAUGAGCACCAAGACAUCCUUGAAGCGUCAAAUGACAUGUCAACAGAGGAGGAGCAACGUGGUUCUGAGGAAAGCAUUACAAACACAGGUUCAACAGAAGACAACCGCAGGCCACUGGUCGAGCCGAAACAGGGCGACCCAGUUCGCGAAAUUUGUGAGAUAGAGGUCAAAAUCGCCGACUUAGGAAACGCGUGCUGGGUGGACCACCAUUUCACUGAGGACAUCCAAACGCGCCAGUAUCGUAGCUUAGAAGUCCUUCUAGGAGCUGGUUAUGGCCCGCCUGCUGAUCUCUGGAGCACAGCCUGCAUGGCGUUUGAGUUGGCCACUGGCGAUUUCCUAUUUGAGCCGCACUCUGGCGAGGACUACACGCGGGAUGAGGACCACUUGGCGCACAUCAUAGAGUUACUGGGCGAAAUUCCCAAAGAGAUUGCCCUGUCGGGCAAGUACUCGCGCGACUACUUCAACAAGAAGGGCGAACUGAAGCACAUAACUAAACUUAAGCCCUGGGGGCUCUACGAGGUUCUGACUGAAAAAUACGAUUGGGAAACCGGCUUGGCGCGCGCCUUUGCCGACUUCCUACUGCCCAUGUUGACCUUCGACCCCAACCACCGAGCCACGGCAGCCGAAUGUCUCAAACAUCCGUGGAUGCAAGCCGACUCCUGAGAUGAGCUUUGCACACCCGUCCUUCUCAGCCAUCGACGUCACUCUGAAACAGCACUCCAAUUGUCCCUGUCCCCGAUUCCUCCCCACUCAUCGCCCCUGCUGCUGCAAGGCAUCAGACACGUGAGCAGCAUGAGCAGUUCUCCGCCGCUGAUGCCGCACGCCAGAAUGCAGGACACCGUCAACUCCAGACUAGCUGGCCAGCUGUUUAUAUACACAAAUAGCCCAGCGAAACCGCAUAUUUCAUCUCUCACUCAGGUACUGAAGUGAUUGGAUGUUGGUUUAUUUCUCAAAGUGGAGCUCACAAUCAGCUGAUCAGUGAAAUUCUGUUCUGUGAACCAGUUUUUACUGUGUCAAACGAGAAGGACGCCACGUUGCUUACAUUGUUACCCUCUAAUGGUUUUGAAAUGCUGCAGAAAAGAACUUGCGCUUUGACAGCUUUCAAAAUAAUCAGCUCCGGCUUUCAUUUCUGACUCACAAGUGAACUGGUGUCAGGCUACAAGUGAACCUUUUUCAGGUUGGAAGGACGUAAGUGUGCACCACUGUAAGGAGGCGCCUUUCCUCGAGCAACUCAAGCGCAUUGCAAGUUCUGCAAGUGACAAUUAAAUAAGUAUAGUCUCCCCACGCCCAUGUAAAGUUGCUGCUGUAUUCCUUAAUUUUGAGUUGAAAGUCGCCGACAAUGGUCAGUGUUUUGCCACACGUACUCACUACACAUACACUAUAAAAGACAUAAGAUUUCGGUUUAUGUGCGCAUGCUGUUAGCCACUGUAUGAUUUAACGAGAGCACUUCUUGCGUUUUUUCUAAUUUAAACCAAUUUAAUUAUACUUGAAAACUAAGCGGCAGUUACUGAAAGGAAAAAACAUUGAGAAGUUAGACUUGUUUCUUUGUUGCGUAGCCUGAUUUGUGGAUAUUGCUGUCCCACACCACACUCUACCAAUGCUUUGGCCAAGAUACGUGAGUGUGCACACCUCCCGCAGGGGUCUAGCUGAUCACGGGCCAGCUCUCUGCACUUAAAUUGCCUUUUCAGCUUGACUCCACAGUGAUAGAAAAUUUCUCAAAGCCUAGAGAGUCUAAAGAGGGAGAACUCGGUGGCUCCAGACUAAUUAACGCUUUUCGUUAGUGUACACUUGAGUUCUAUUCUAGAUGACUGGUUUUAUUUUUAAUAAUUGUUAUUUUUGCGCCUGUCUUGCUAAUCUCCCUCUUUAGUCUGGCUAGGAGUAGCGCCCUUGUGCUGUGUUGUCGAAAUACAAAAGAGAUUUCAAAAAGUGGUUAGAAAGUCCUUGUAAGAAUUAUUUUGUGAUCUCUACCCACUCGGGCAUCGUCGGCAAGGUGGGGCAGUGCCAUUUUUGAGUCUGCACUGCCCCGGCUGGCGCUGCGUCUAGAAAAAUAAAUACAAAAUUUCCGCAUUAAAUGGAAUCGCAAGUCGAAAUAUUGUGUACUACCCAAAAUCAAUCAAUCAAUCGAUUCAGAACAAAUGGUGUAAGGACAAUUUGAAGCUGUGACUUUUGUACUAGCAUGCCACAACUCAAUUUUUACAUCUGCCGAGAAGCUGAAGAAACACUCCCGCCAGUGCUUUAUUGUUUUAUCGACGAAACAAAGCUCAAACAUUUUAUACAAACGCGCCUAGCAAUAAAACAUAAAUUAGAGCCUCUUUGACUUUGCUAAGUUGACAGGAAAAAAGAAAUAUGCGGAAGCCGCGCAAAGUGCAGAAGGUUUCCGUCUAAAAUGUCCUUACACUGCGAACGCCAACCGGAAAAAAAAUGAAAAUGAUUGCUAUUAUCACGAACCUGCACACAAAAUCUGACCUAGCAGCCAAUUGUCCCCCUCGUGUCAGCUGUAAGAGAUAAGUCUUAAAACAAGUGAUAAUAAGUAUUAUUCGCAAGUGGGUAUUUAUAAUGGAGAACGUUGUUGUAAAGCGACACCUCUGUAUCAACCGAUCAAUCAAUCCACUAUGUACGUACACCCUUGUAGGAUCACAAUUUUGACGUAUCGGCCGGCGAGGAGUCGCAUGGCACGCUGAGCUGGCUGCAAUCUCACCUCCAGCCACCGUCUCGUUUGAAGGCACAAGCCGCGUUUCAGAGCAAACGGACGUGAGAAAAGUUGUAUCUUGAUUAAGGAGAAAUAUUUGUUCCAUGCGUAAAUGAUUGAUGAAUAAAUUAUAAGCUGGAUAAACCUCAA